This is a messenger RNA of Oryzias melastigma (Indian medaka), 761 nucleotides long. RefSeq lists its product as uncharacterized. The record is from RefSeq and is a predicted model, not a curated record. Lineage: Eukaryota; Metazoa; Chordata; Actinopteri; Beloniformes; Adrianichthyidae.
UACACAGUGAAAGUGAUGUUAUUGGCACCAGUCAUAGAGUCAUUGAGCGUGAAGUAACUCCUAAAGUACGCCAAACAGUCAAGCUAAAGCAAGAAGUUAAUUUUGUAUGCAGAACCCAAGUGAAAGAAGUCAGUCCACUGGAUGUGAUAAAGGCUCUGGAAGCAGAUUUCACUGAGCACACAACAGAUGACAAUCCAGUAUCCCAGGAAGACAUUCUUUUCAUGUCCAAGGUAAAGAAAGGCAUUAGACAGAAGGAAGAUGGUCAUUACGAACUCCCACUUCCAUUCAAAACAGAUAAUCCAAAUCUCCCAAAUAACAAACAAUAUGCAGAACAAAGACUCUCUUCAUUGGAACGUCGUCUCAGAAGGGAUGAUCGAUACUACAAGGAUUAUGUCAAGUUUAUGGCUGAUAUAAUAUCUCAUGGAGAUGCUGAGAAGGUUCCAGAACAAGAGCUCGACAAGGAAGUAGCAUGGUACAUACCACACCACGGGGUGUACCACCCCCACAAGCCAGAUAAGAUUCGUGUAGUCUUUGAUGGUUCAGCUCGCUAUAAAGACACAUCCCUCAAUGAUCACCUCUUGACUGGACCAGAUCUCACUAAUGCCCUGGUCGGAGUGCUGUGUCGAUUCAGGAAAGGUCCUAUUGCCAUAAUGUGUGACGUGGAGAGAAUGUUUCAUCAAUUCCACGUAGUCAAGGAACAUCAAGACUAUCUGCGAUUUCUCUGGUGAGACAAAGGCAAUCUGUGCUCCAAGCCAUCCGUG